AUGGCAAGGUGCUCUUGGAUAAUAUUCUUCCUUCUCUCUGCCCUUUUCCUGCAGACAGAGCAGGCAGUAUUUAUAUCAGCUCAUGAUGCAAACAGUGUUAUCAAGAGACAGAGACGUGCCAGUUCCAUACUUCUGGAGGAGGUCCUUCAAGGCAGCUUGGAAAGAGAAUGCCUAGAAGAGAGGUGUACACAUGAAGAAGCAAGAGAAGUAUUUGAAGAUGAUGAAAUGCUCAGAAUGUUUUGGGAUGUCUACUAUGGGGGCAGGAGGUGCUCCUCAAGCCCCUGCCAGCACAACGGUGUGUGUGAGGACAGCAUCCGUGGCUACACCUGCACCUGUGCUGAGGGCUACGAGGGAGAGAACUGUGCUUUUGCUAAAAAUGAAUGUCACCACCAAGCAAAGGUAGGAUGUGACCACUUCUGCUAUCCAGGAAGUGAUUCCUACCGCUGCUCCUGUGCUGAUGGCUACGAGCUUGGGAAGGAUAAAAAGCAGUGCAUUGCAUUAGAUGCAUGUGCAUGUGGCAGACUUCAAGACAGUGAUAACCUUAUAAGUGAAACCAGGAAGAAAAGUGAUGAGCGAUUUCCUUGGCAGGUACUGCUGCUAAACCCAGAAGGGAAAGGCUUCUGUGGAGGAGUGUUGCUAAAAAGUAACUUCGUGUUGACCACAGCAGAGUGUGCCCUUCUGCACAGCCAUUUCCAAAUCAGGGUUGGUGCUGGGCCUAAUGGAACAAGUGGAACUGGGAAGAUAAUGCAAAUUAGUGAGAAGCACAUCCACAUCCGGUAUGAUGAAGACACUGGUGAGAACAACAUUGCAUUACUACAACUUCAAGAGCAUGUUGAGUGUGACAGCUCCCACCUUCCUGUGUGCACCCCUGAGAGAGACUUUGCAGAACACGUUUUAAUUCCAAAACUGGCUGGUACAGUCAGCGGCUGGAGAAUGGAGGCUGACGAACUUCAAGGGGAAGAGCUGCAGGUUUCAUACCUGCCUGCUGAGGACUGCAAGCAAAUACUCAACAUCAGCCUCACAAACAGGCAGUUCUGUGGGCACCUCCAGGAGGCCACAGACAAACACCUGGCUGGAGGAAGCUUUUUGGUUACUGAGUACAAGGGCACGUGGUUUCUGACUGGUAUCCUGGGAUCCUGGCCGCUGGAAGACACUGACUGGGAAACACUGCUUUUCACCAACACUGCAAGGUAUAUGGUAUGGGUUAAACAAAAAAUAAAGUAAGACACAAACACAACCAACUCUCAAGCACCAAGCCCCUACCAAUCGUUGCAAGGAAACAUGGAUGCAGCCAGUACCCCCAUUUGACUCUGCUACUGUUUGCAGCAAUGGAAGUUGCAACAAUGACAUGUAUUUAACUCCAGUUUAUACAGAAAAGCCUGUUUUGUCUUUCCUUCUGUUGACACAGCACUGUGAGUCAUGAUACAGUAAACCUAGUUAUUGAAUUAAAAACUGAUUUAAUUUUACAUUUCUUGGAACUGUUAAUUCUAAAUCUCAAAACAUACUCAAUAUUUUUCUGUGACUUCAAAUGUGGCUAGUACCCUGAGGUUUGAUUCGGCAAAUUCAAAUUCUUAUUUCAGGAUCCAUACAAGUA
This is a messenger RNA of Pyrgilauda ruficollis (rufous-necked snowfinch), 1594 nucleotides long. RefSeq names its product protein Z, vitamin K dependent plasma glycoprotein (gene PROZ). Gene Ontology annotation, cellular component: extracellular region. The coding region runs from base 1 to 1224 and encodes 407 amino acids. Gene Ontology annotation, biological process: proteolysis; blood coagulation. Gene Ontology annotation, molecular function: serine-type endopeptidase activity; calcium ion binding. The record is from RefSeq and is a predicted model, not a curated record. Lineage: Eukaryota; Metazoa; Chordata; Aves; Passeriformes; Passeridae. The transcript has 8 exons.